AUGGAGCACUUUCCCCGCUGUGUGCACGAGUGCUGGGGUUCCUCAAAGGAGCCCCAGGAAACAGAGGUGCUGCAACUCUUGAGUUUAGCGGACCCUGAGGAAUGGCAGCUGCCUUGCUAUCCUACUCUGGGCGAACGCUCUUCGAGCAAUGGGAACUUCAAUCGGAAACAACUUUCUACCCCCUGCGGGCGUCUGCGCCCAUACUGCCCGAAACGCGGACCCGGAGGCAGAGCAACUGCAGACCGGGAGCCGGGCCGCCAACUCCGGACACCACGCCCGCGCCCGGCCGGGAGCCACCGGUGUCCUCAGAAGGGGAAGACGCCGCGCGCCCCCAAAGCUUCCCUGGGCGGAUCUUGCCUCAACAGGAGGACCCCUCGUCUGAAACCCGAGACCUCUGACCCCGGGGACUGUUUCGGAGCAUCGCCCUCCUCCUGA
Cervus elaphus (red deer) is the source of this 435-nucleotide messenger RNA. RefSeq names its product annexin A2 receptor (gene ANXA2R). NCBI's taxonomy places the organism in Eukaryota, Metazoa, Chordata, Mammalia, Artiodactyla, Cervidae. Bases 1 to 435 code for a protein of 144 amino acids. The transcript has a single exon. Gene Ontology annotation, molecular function: signaling receptor activity. The record is from RefSeq and is a predicted model, not a curated record.